Messenger RNA from Oncorhynchus mykiss (rainbow trout), 4292 nucleotides. Its product is annotated as SHC-transforming protein 2. Gene Ontology annotation, cellular component: plasma membrane. The record is from RefSeq and is a predicted model, not a curated record. Gene Ontology annotation, biological process: intracellular signal transduction; cell surface receptor protein tyrosine kinase signaling pathway. Gene Ontology annotation, molecular function: receptor tyrosine kinase binding. NCBI's taxonomy places the organism in Eukaryota, Metazoa, Chordata, Actinopteri, Salmoniformes, Salmonidae.
CCUAUAUGCACAUAGCUGCCUCAAUUACCUCCGUACCCCUGCACAUCAACUCGAUACUGGUACUCCCUCUAUAUAGACAUGCCACUUUUUACUUGUUAUUGUUAUUUGUUCACGUUCAUGUAUUUAUUACCUCUGUUACAUUUCUAUUUAUUUUUUAUUUUUUUGUCUUUAACUCUGGAUUUUUGGAAAAUAAUUUGCAAGUAACUAUUUCACUGGUAGUCUACACCUGUUGUUCACAAAGCAUGUGGCAAAUAAAAUUACAUUUUGAUUUGAGAUAAGACUUCAGGUAUAGUGGGCGUUUUUCUUUACAACCACUGAUAAUUCAUUGCAUUUUGUCAAAGUCACAGAUGUUUUGUCUUAUUUUACUGGCAGCACAAUUCAGUCCCAUAAAUGUGAUGUUAAUGUGGCUAAAAUAUUAUUGACUCUUUCACUUAAUCAUGAAUUGAUGGUCUUUGUUAAAAAAUGCAUUCAUGUAUGUUUUGCUUUUGCAGCCAUUGUCUAAGGUAUUAUGAUGGGAAAAAUCUCUAUCUUUCUGUCAUUCUCACAUGUGGGGACAUUAUAAUGUUGGUGUCUAUGCGCUGCAUAUAGAUACUGAUUGUGUGUGCGCAUGCGUGUGCGUGUGUGUGUGUGUGUGUGUGUAUGUGUGUGUGCGCGCGCUAGGAGGGAGGCUCAGGCAGAUAUGUGUUAGCUAAUGCUGUCUGAGAGCAGCUGGGCAGGGCUAAUAAACGAACAAUAACACAAUGACAUCACCCAGAGAGAGAGAGAGUGGGGGUGCGUGCAAGCGAGCCAGAGCAAGGGAGAAGCUCAGAUGCAGAGAGGCAGGAGAGAAAGAGAGAGAGAGAGAGCGUGUGUGAGUGGGAGAGCACUGGACAGUACUCACUCAACAUUGACAGGGGAUACAGCUCUUUCCAGAAGAUUUCGCAGAUUUUUUUCCCCCCCUCUCUUCCAUUGCACCUCUCCCCUCCCCCUUUCCCCUUCCCCUCAUCCUCUGUCAACCCCUCUCAGCCUUUGCUUCAGGCUGCUCCUCCGGGCAUGCUACUUAAGCCAAAGUAUGGCCGCUUUCGCAACGCCUCUGUGACCUCCUCCGACGACCUGAUGCAGAGCUUAGCCAUGAGCGGCAAAGUGGUGGCCACCCCUGUGGUCCUCUCCUCCGCCCCCAGCCUGCCGCUGCCCCCCCUGCCUCCUCUGGAGUCCAUCCCCGGGUCCUCCUCCGCAGCCCCGGCCCUAGCCGACUCCCCCUGCCUGGACGGGGAGCAGGACGCCACCACCACUUUCUGCAUGCUCAUCCCCAGGAUGCCUCAGUGGAAGUUCUCCAACACUCUGCUGAGCAGGAGCCCCUCCAACUCCAGCUCCAGCUCCAGCUCAAGCAAGGACUCCGGCAAGACUGCAGCCCCCUCAUCGCAGGGCUCGCAUGGCCCCAGUGGCCCUUUGGCCCCCAGUGGUCCCGUGGCAAGUCUGGCUGCUGUUUUGAACUCCUGUGACCCUGUGUGUGUCACCCCCUGUUCCCUACAGGCCAUCAGCAGGCAGAGAUCUGCAAUGCGCUCAGCCAGUCCAGGGGGCCAUGGAGCAGGGGCUGCAGAGGGCACAGGGAGCCUUGGGGGCCACAACGGCUUCAGGACAGGGAUGAACCGCAGGACCAGGGUGGAGGGCAUGUGGCUGGGAGGGGAGGACUUCAACCAGAAGGGCAGCUUCAUCCACAAGCCCUCCCAGGGAUGGCUGCACCCAGACAAGAAUAUCACAGGCCCUGGGGCCUCCUACAUUGUCAGGUACAUGGGCUGCAUUGAGGUGUUGAAGUCGAUGCGAUCGCUGGACUUCAACACUCGGACCCAGGUGACGAGGGAGGCCAUCAACAGACUGUGUGAAGCUGUGCCUGGGAGUAAGGGGGCCUGGAGGAAGAAGAACAUUAACAAGGCCCUGCAGACCAUCAUGGGGAAGAGUAACCUGCGCUUCGCUGGUAUGGGCAUCGCUGUCAACAUCUCUAUAGAGGGCCUCAACCUGCUCAUCCCCACGACACGACAGGUGAUAGCACACCAUCCCAUGGAGUCCAUCUCCUUUGCCUCUGGGGGAGACACGGACACGCCCGAUUAUGUUGCUUAUGUGGCCAAAGAUCCAAUCAAUCAGAGAGCAUGCCAUAUCCUGGAGUGUGGUGACGGUCUAGCCCAGAAUGUCAUCAGUACCAUCGGCCAGGCCUUUGAACUGCAGUUUAAACAGUACCUCCACAGCCCUCCCAAAGCCAUCCCCACCAUGGAGAGGAACAUCAGGACAGAGGACUCGGCGUGGGGUGAUGACGAGGACUCCUCGGAGCAUGACUACUACAACAGCAUCCCAGGGAAGGAGCCUCCUGUUGGAGGAGUGGUGGACUCGAGGCUGAGGCCUUGUACGGCCUUGCUGGGCCACAUCCACAGCCAACCACAGAGCAAGGCAGCACAGAUCGGUUCUCCGGCCAGGAGAGACACGGUGUCCUACCCCUCAGGUCAGCUGUGCUACGAGCUUCACUGGGACACUGAGAACAACGGCAGCUCAGGUCUGACAUCAGAUGGGUACCUGCGGGCAGACGGCCAUCCCCCGGGAAGUAGGGACUAUGAAGAGCACCUGUAUGUGAACACCCAGAGUCUGGAGGGCCUGGAGCAGGGAGCAGAGGGCCAUAGGGGGGCCAGGGGGCCAGACAGCCCCAAGAAAGACAUAUUUGAUAUGAAACCCUUUGAGGAUGCUCUGAAGAUGCACGAGGCCGGUGGUAACGGUGGGGUGUGUGUGUUGGAGGACCAGUGGCCUAGUCCGCCCCGGCGUCGUGCCCCUGUCGCCCCCACAGAGGAGCAGCUUCGGCGGGAGGCCUGGUACCAUGGCCGUAUGAGCCGCCGUGACGCUGAGAAACUGCUGGUCCGAGACGGGGACUUCCUUGUACGAGACAGUGCCACCAACCCAGGCCAGUACGUCCUGACGGGCAUGCACUGCGGUCUGCCCAAACACCUGCUACUGGUCGACCCAGAGGGAAUGCCCACUCCUCCUCGUCACUGCCAGGUACGAACCAAAGACAUGCUGUUUGAGAGUAUCAGUCACCUGAUCAGCUACCACCUGAAGAACGAGCUGCCCAUCGUGGCAGCCGAGAGCGAGCUGCACCUCAAACAGGUGGUCCGGAGGAAAGAGGGGACAGCGUUCUGGAAUGGAGUCAGAGGUGUGUCCAUAUAACCCCAGGGAGGAAGAUCUUCACUUUGUCAUAUCCCCAGUAUCAGAGCUUUCGCAGGGGUAGGAGGACACAGGCAACUCCCUCUGUCCAGGACCCAAGGGCAUGGCUGCAGUACCUGGCUGCCUCCGACAGUGCCGACAAACGUUUCACCAUCUCCACCUGAACUCUCAGUAUACAGUCAUUAAGCUAACCGAUGCCUCGGAACAGCUCAGCCAAUCACAAGGAUGGAAUGUGAGGUCACAGUCACAUACAGUAGUUGUUCCAUAGGAAAGCAUCAUUUUAGAGUGCAUGAUGUUGCACCUCAUACUGAGUCUCAUACUGCUGAUGUCAUACGCAGUCCCAGAAUGAUUUGGGUUCCCUGUGUCUUUAAACGGACAAAUGUGAACAUUGUAUAUGAUAAGUGAGAAACUCCUGGCAGCAAAAUAUCACUAAAUUGUUUUAUCAGAAAGCAGUUCUUUGCUCCUCAGACAUUGGGAUGCUUUAAUGGACUUUUAUAAACUGUUCAUCUGCAGCAGUAGCACCUGCACCUUCAUAUGUAAUCUCAGGACCUAAUUCUGAAGGCGUUAAAUAUCUGAUUGCAUGAAUUGAAAUAUGCUUCAGAGAUACAGUACUAACCAGACACCAACCUUGAAAAUGUGUCUGUCUCUCUGUCCCAUCAAUAUCCACAGGAAGUCUGCAUAACACAACAUUGGGAAUAUACAGUUGGCCAAAAUACAUGGGUAGAACUCCGAAUAUCAUUGUGUUCAAUAAUAACCAUAUGCUUGUCAAAGUGUUUGUAUGGGACAGUCAUAGCUCGUCAGUGAAUACCUACCUAAGUUGUGUGUUACCAUGCCUACUGUGUGAAGAUAUCACACUGGUUAGAGCCUGUGCUCUCAGAAGGCAGACUACAUUACUACAAAUGACUCAGUGUAAAGAUAAUUAAGACCCAUAAAAUAGUUCAGUGCCUUAAUACUUGGUGUUUCAUAUCUUUCCUCCCAAAUCACUUGUGCAGUAUCAAACAUUCUAUAUAUACAGUGGGGAAAAAAAUAUUUAGUCAGCCACCAAUUGUGCAAGUUCUCCCACUUAAAAAGAUGAGGCCUGUAAUUUUCAUCAUAGGUACACUUCAACU